AGUAAUUUUAACUAAGUCAAUUGAGAUUGACGUUGGAGUAAAAUGUUUGAACUUGGGAAUCGCCGUCUGUCUAGCUAAGAAGAAAUCGGCGACGGAAGUUUCAAUCCAAUAAUCAUUUUCACUUUUAACACAACUAAACUUACAAACAGACACGCACGCACUCUAUCAAAUUCCAAACCCCAUUUUUUCCUCUUUCCGCUUCGACCAGGAAUUCAUGCAAUCAUGGAUGUGAAAACAAAGAGGAGAACUGUGAUUGAAAAUGGUGAUGCAGGGGAGGAUAAGGUUCUAGCUACUUUGAUUGCAAAUAGGGAUGAUGUUGGUCCUCUUGUCAGGCAUGCCUUCGAAACGGGUCGGCCAGAGGGGUUCCUUCACCAGAUGAGUUACGUGGUUAAGAAAAAGGAAGCUGAAAUCGAGGAGAUGUGCAAGACCCAUUACGAGGAAUUCAUCCUUGCAGUUGAUGAGCUUCGCGGUGUGUUGGUUGAUGCUGAGGAGCUAAAGAGAGAGCUCCAUCGUGACAAUCUUAAGUUGCAGGAGGUUGGCAGCACCCUGCUUGUCCGGCUUGAAGAGCUUCUUGAAACUUAUUCUAUUAAGAAGAAUCUUACUGAAGCUAUGAAUAUGUCAAAGAACUGUAUACAGGUGUUAGAGCUUUGUGUCAAGUGUAACAGUCACAUUUCUGAAGGCCAGUUUUAUCCUGCAUUGAAAACUUUGGAUUUACUUGAGAAAACUUACAUGCAGAGUAUUCCAGCACAGGCUCUCAAAAGGGCCAUAGAGACGAGAAUUCCUGCAGUGAAGUUGCACAUUGAGAAGAAAGUUUGCAGUGAAGUUAAUGAAUGGAUGGUCCAAAUUAGGAGUUCUGCUAAAAAUAUUGGGGAAACAGCGAUUGGUCUUACUGCAACAGCUCGUCAAAGGGAUGACGACAUGCUUGAACAGCAGAGGAAGGCUGAGGAGCAAAGUAUUUCAGGAGUAGGGGACCUGGCUUACACUUUGGAUGUUGAACAAUUUGAUGAAGAUUCUGUUUUGAAGUUUGAUCUUACACCUCUUUAUCGUGCUUCUCAUAUUCAUUAUUGUCUGGGUAUCCGAGAGAAGUUUCGUGAAUAUUACUACACUAAUAGACUAUUGCAAUUGAAUUCAGACCUGGAAAUAUCUUCAACACAGCCUUUUGUUGAGUCAUACCAGACAUUUUUUGCUCAAAUGGCUGGAUUCUUCAUAGUCGAGGAUAGAGUCCUGAGAACUGCUGGGGGCCUACUGUUACCUGAUCAAGUCGAAACAAUGUGGGAGACAGCUGUUGCUAAAAUGACGUCUGUUCUGGAGGAACAGUUCUCCGCUAUGGAGUCGGCCACUCAUCUUCUCUUGGUGAAGCAUUAUGUCACUCUACUUGCGUCUACUCUUAGACAAUAUGGAUAUGAGAUAAGCACACUUCUUGAUGUGCUUGAUAGCAGCCAUGGCAAGUACCACCAGCUUCUUUUGGAUGAAUGUCGGCAACAAAUUGUUGAUGUUCUUGGCAAUGACUCAUAUGACCAAAUGAUAAUGAAAAAGGAAACUGACUAUGAGAAUUGUAUUCUGUCAUUUAAUCUUCAAACAUCAGAUAUUAUGCCAGCUUUUCCAUAUGUUGCACCAUUCUCCUCCAUGGUACCCGAUGCCUGUCGCAUUGUGAGAUCCUUUAUCAAAGGCUCUGUUGAUUACUUGUCUUAUGGGAUACACACGAAUUUCUUUGAUCUUGUGAGGAAGUAUUUGGACAAGUUCUUGAUUGACGUAUUAAAUGUAACAUUACUUGAUACAAUCAAUAGUGGCACUGGCAACAUCAGUGUGCCUCAAGUCAUGCAGAUUUCUGCCAAUAUAGCUGUCCUGGAAAGAGCUUGUGAUUUUUUUCUCCGACAUGUGGUCCAACUGUGUGGCUUGCCCGUCCGAUCAGUUGAAAGGCCCGAAGCUACUUUAACUGCUAAGGUGGUUUUGAAGACAUCCAGAGAAGCAGCUUAUAUUGCCCUGCUGAAUCUGGUGAGCACAAAAAUAGAGGAGUUUAUGACUCUUACUGAAAGCAUUAGUUGGACUUCAGAGGAGACAAAUGAGAAAGGAAAUGACUACAUACAUGAAGUGAUCAUUUACCUUGAUUCUAUUUUGUCCCCAGCACAACAAAUUUUACCCUUGGAUGCUAUGUACAAAGUCGGUUCUGGUAUUUUUGAGCAUAUUUCCAAUACCAUAGUGGCUGCUUUUGCUAGCGAUAGCGUCAAAAGGUUCAAUGCAAGUGCUGUGAUAAAUAUUGAAUAUGAUCUACAGAUCAUAGAGAAUUUUGCAGAAGAAAGGUUCUAUUCUGCUGGUUUGGGUGAAAUUUACAAUGAGGGUAGUUUUAAGAGCUGCUUCAUCGAAGCACGGCAACUAAUUAAUCUUUUGCUAAGUAGUCAACCUGACAAUUUUAUGAAUCCUGUUAUAAGGGAGAAGAGUUAUUAUGCAUUGGAUUACAAGAAGGUGGCUGCUAUCUGUGACAAAUUCAAGGAUUCCGCAGAUGGGAUCUUUGGAAGCCUUGCCCAUAAAAAUGCAAAGCAAAGUGCGAGAAAGAAAUCAAUGGACGUGCUAAAAAAGCGGCUUAAGGAUUUCAAUUGAUAAGACUUUGAAUUAUUCUUUCACAGGAAGUAGGGUGUAACUGAGGUGUUCUUUUUCGUGGACUGUGGAUGUUUUAACUUCAGAAUGAACCGUGUUUUAUACAUUGUUCUGAGUUGUUUGGCCUUAAAGAUUUGUUCUCCCUUUAUUCUGUUUA
Lotus japonicus is the source of this 2752-nucleotide messenger RNA. Its product is annotated as exocyst complex component SEC15A-like. The transcript is spliced from 2 exons. NCBI's taxonomy places the organism in Eukaryota, Viridiplantae, Streptophyta, Magnoliopsida, Fabales, Fabaceae. Bases 223 to 2598 code for a protein of 791 amino acids. Gene Ontology annotation, cellular component: exocyst; membrane. The record is from RefSeq and is a predicted model, not a curated record. Gene Ontology annotation, biological process: exocytosis; intracellular protein transport; Golgi to plasma membrane transport.